AUGACGGCUCUCAGGUACUCCCGGCUUGUCUCUGCUGUUUUACGUUCGUCUGGGGCCACAGUCAAGCGAAAAGGUGGCUCCGCCCCUUUGCCCACACCUGCAUUCAUGCUGCCCGCGCGCCUAGCUCGCAGGCUUCUCUGCGGCUUCUUGAGGGGACCCACUCCCGCUGUAGCGCGUAACGGCGUCCGGGAGACGCUCCUCGAGAGGAGAUGCGCUACCGAUUACUCCUCCCGAUACCCAGCGAGCCUGGGACGUGGCCUUCCUCGUGGCGCGACGGCGACUGGGGGUAACCCAGGAGGGGCUGACCUGGAGGAGAGUUUUCUGUUCCCUGAGUACGUCCUGGAUUCAGAGUCGGAAGCGACCCUCCAGGACCAGCUGCGGGAGCUGCAGCAGCGGCAGGAGGAGGAGAAGAGACGGAUAGAGCAGCAGCGAGAGGUUAGACGGCAGCAGAAGUUAGGCGCCGGCCGGCGGGUACACCAAGUGGUGGGGCACCCGGACCCGACGGUGCCGCCCAGCGGCCAGAACUGUUCCGGGUGCGGUGCGGAGCUGCACUGCCAGGACCCCGGCGUUCCCGGCUACCUACCCAGCGAGAAGUUUAACAGCGCGUUGGCGGAGGAAGGGGGGCUGGAGCGGACUGUAUGCCAGCGCUGCUGGCUGCUGGUGCAUCACCGGCGCGCCCUGCGCCUUCAGGUGAGCCAGGGACAGUUCCUGGAGCUGGUGAGCGCCGCGCUGCGGCGGCCCGAGCCAGCUCUUGUACUGUACAUGGUGGACCUACUGGAUCUGCCCGACACCCUGCUGCCCCACCUGCCCGCCCUGGUGGGCCCCAAGCAACUGAUCGUGCUGGGAAACAAGCUGGACCUGCUGCCCCAAGACACUCCCAACUACAGGCAGCGGCUCCGGGAGCGACUGUGGGACGAAUGUAUUGGCGCCGGGCUCCUGCCGCCCCGCGGCUACCGAAGAGCUCAAAGUCCCAGUGGGAACCGGCCACGGGGCGGGGAGGACAAUGCGAAUCUUCCGCCGAAGUCCCGCACGGUUCUCAGAGACGUGCGGCUCAUCAGCGCCAAGACUGGUUAUGGAGUUGAGGAGUUGAUUUCCGCGCUCCAGCGCUCCUGGCGCUACCGCGGCGACGUCUACCUGGUUGGCGCAACCAACGCUGGCAAGUCCACUCUUUUCAAUACGCUUCUGGAGUCCGAUUAUUGCAUCGCCAAGGGCGCUGAAGCUAUCGACAGGGCCACCAUCUCUCCUUGGCCUGGUACUACGUUAAACCUUCUGAAGUUUCCUAUUUGUAACCCAACUCCUUACAGAAUGUUUCAAAGGCAAAAAAGGCUUAAAAGAGAUGCAACUGAAGCAGAAGAAGAUCUUAGUCAACAAGAACAAAAUAAACUGAAUCUCUUAAAAAAGCAUGGUUAUUUAGUAGGAAGGGUUGGAAGAACAUUCUCAUAUUCAGAAGCACAGAAGGAUAAAGCUGCCUUUGAAUUUGAUGCAGAUUCAUUUGCCUUUGACAUGGGAAAUGAACCUGUUCUGGCUGCAGAUAAAUCCACCAAACGAGUAGAACUGACCCCAGAAGAUGUGAAAGAUGCCCACUGGUUUUAUGACACCCCUGGAAUUACAAAAGAAAAUUGUAUUUUAAGUCUUCUAACAGAAAAAGAAGUAAAUAUUGUAUUGCCAACACAUUCCAUUAUUCCAAGAACUUUUAUGCUAAAACCAGGAAUGGUUCUAUUUUUGGGUGCCUUAGGCCGCAUAGAUUUUCUGAAGGGAAAUCAGUCAGCUUGGUUUACAGUUGUGGCUUCCAACUUCCUUCCUGUUCACAUUACUUCGUUGGACAAGGCGGAUACUAUAUAUCAGAAGCACGCAGGUCAUACGCUACUAAAGGUACCAAUGGGUGGAGAAGAAAGAAUGGCAGGAUUUCCUCCUCUUGUUGCUGAAGACAUCACAUUAGAUGAAGGACUUGGGGAAUCUGAAGCAGUGGCUGACAUCAAGUUCUCCUCUGCAGGUUGGGUAGCAGUAACACCGCAGUUUAAGGACACACUGACCCUCCGAGGCUAUACACCUCAAGGAACAGUUCUGACAGUCCGGCGCCCUCUCUUGCCACAUAUAGUUAACAUCAAAGGAAAGCGCAUCAAGGGAAGUGUGGCGUAUAAAACCAAAAGGCCUCCUGCUCUUGUGUACAACCUGAAGAAAAAAAGAUAGAUACGUGAAGCUGACCUGUUCACAUUGAAGAUGAACUAUAUAGAACAUUCUGUGUGUAUCACACCGCAUUUUAUUAAAUACUGCUAUAAU
Molecule: messenger RNA, 2280 nt
Organism: Budorcas taxicolor (takin)
Lineage: Eukaryota; Metazoa; Chordata; Mammalia; Artiodactyla; Bovidae
Product: nitric oxide-associated protein 1-like
Molecular function (GO): GTP binding
Source: RefSeq, a predicted model, not a curated record